AUGACGGUGAAGAACACGCUGUUCAUCUUCGGGUCAGGUGAGUGCGGCCAGCUGCCGCCCGAGUACUGCGCCGAUUAUGUGCAGGUGAACCCGACUGCCGUGCGGAACCUCCCCAACGACAUCGACCAAGUCGUUUGUGGAUCCAUGCACACAAUUAUAAAAACGAAGGACGACAAGCUGUUCUCCUUCGGAUGCAACGACAUGGGUGUCCUUGGCCGAAAGACUCAUGCCAAUAGUACCAAGGACCCUGAACACUCCCCAACCUUACUCAACUUCACCUGCAAGUCAAAGAUUAAAAAAAUCAGUUGCGGCGAUAACCACACAGCAGUUUUGUUAGAAGACGGCAAGGUCUACAUUACUGGUGGGUUUAGGGAUUCCUGUGGAGUCCUAGGCCUUCCGUCCUUCCAGAAGAGAGGGGAAAUAAUACCAAAAUCGGAGGAGUUCGUGCAGGUAAAUUUUUCGUACGCUCACGAUGGAAGUGCGCUAGAUGGUUACAAUGACGAGGUGGAAAACCCCAAUCAUGAAGAAGUAAUAAUAAGUAAUAUAAUAUCAGGAGAAGACCAUUUGAUCUGCUUAGAGCAGAGCGGAGAAUACAUUUAUACCAUGGGGAAUAGUGACUCGUGUCAAGUGUGCAACUCGUUCUACGAUAUAGAAUUUGCUCCCGAAGUAAGGAACAGGUAUAUUUUUCCCAAUCGCUACCAUUUUAAAGAUCUUGGGUUCGCCUCCAAGUUUAGGAAUAUAUAUUGUGGUGGUAAUAAUACCUUUGUUCAGUUAGAAGCAUCACUAGACGUGUAUGCAAUUGGAAGAAAUGCUUACGGAUCAUGUGGUGUGUCGAUGAGAGACAAUAUUAUAAAAAAAUUUUCCAAAAUUGAAGAAUUGUGUUCAAAAGAAAUUGCAGAAUUGUGUGGUGGACAAAGCUUUACCGUUUGUCUACUUAAAAAUAAUGACCUGUACAUUUGGGGCAACCGAGAGAUAUUAGGGAUGGAGUGUGAAGAGGAUGCUUACUCUCCUCAAGAAUUGACCUAUUUUAAAAAAAAAAAAAUUCUUAUUAAAACUAUUUCUUGUGGAACAGAUCAUUGCUUAGUGUUGACCGACAGUGGACAGCUCUUUGGUUGGGGCACAGGAGGAAAUGAUUUUGAAGAAGACACAUGCAUCGCUGUGAUUGAGAAUAAUCAGCCCUCUGAAAUUGCCUUCCACAAUUUCGUGACCACAACUUUUACUAAAGGGAGGAAAGAAAGCGAAGUGUCCAUUAGCCAGAUACAAAUUCUUUCCUUUGCAGGAGGAUCAUCCCAUUGUGCUUUUAUUACAUCUCAUGUGGACUCAGACAGAAUGUCUAUUAAGAGAGGCCAUGAUGAAAUUUAUGAAGAGGAAAAUAUGUUUUCGAAAAAACACAGAAGGGAAAACUUCCCUCAGAUGGACAAACCUGAACAGUUAGAAGAUAAGGGAAAUGAAGAAGAAAAUAAAAAGGGAAGCUUCUUCAAAGACCUUUUUUACAAUCCACACACACCAGUCAAUAGUAAGUACUAUAUGCACUCAAAGGAUUUGGAAAAUAUGGACAGCGAUCUUGUGGGCACCGUGGAGAAAACCACUGUCAGCAAAGAUGCACACAAAAGGAGAAGAAGCGUUAAGAGUAAACCCUACUUAAGCAGUGAAAGUCCGACUAGGAGACAACCGAGGAGGUCCUGCAAAGAAAAUAUUAACCUUAGUGAAAAGGCUCAUAGACAAUUCUACCAAAUUGUGGACACCCCUAUUUCGAAGAAGAAACGGAAGACAACACCCUCUUCUUCUUCUAUGAGGAACAGGAGCGUUAGGAUCAUGGGGUCUCCUCCAUCGGAGAGGACGAACAAAGCUAGGUCGGUUGGUGCAAAGAGAGAAAGCGUAGGAAGGUCCUACUCUAAAGGGGACAAUUGCAAACGUGAAUCCUCUUCGCACACACCCGAUGCGAAGGGUGUCCGAGGCAAGUCGUCCAAAAUGAAGAAUUAG
Molecule: messenger RNA, 1983 nt
Organism: Plasmodium fragile
Lineage: Eukaryota; Apicomplexa; Aconoidasida; Haemosporida; Plasmodiidae
Exons: 1
Coding region: 1-1983 (660 amino acids)
Source: RefSeq, a predicted model, not a curated record